Messenger RNA from Parasteatoda tepidariorum (common house spider), 1955 nucleotides. RefSeq lists its product as uncharacterized. The record is from RefSeq and is a predicted model, not a curated record. NCBI's taxonomy places the organism in Eukaryota, Metazoa, Arthropoda, Arachnida, Araneae, Theridiidae. Gene Ontology annotation, molecular function: monocarboxylic acid transmembrane transporter activity. Gene Ontology annotation, biological process: transmembrane transport.
AUUUUGAAGAACUCUCUGCUACCGACCUUCUACUGAUGCAAUCUAUUAUAUAAGAAAUAUGUGACUUGAAAAAGUUCGUAGUUUUUCUCUCCUCCGAUAAAACCAGUCUUCGUUCAACCCUCAUUCAUCUCUCGAUUUUUGUCUUUGAGAUGGCUAAAUUCUAAAGGAGAUAGAUGGAAGUAAAAUCAGCCGUCCUCUAAUAUUUAUUGCAGCGACAUGAAGUCGGGCAGAGAUGGUUUCAGAGCAUGGGUGAUAGCAUUCGACAAUUUCCUUAUCAAUUUCAUUGUGGUGGGACUUGGGAGAAUGUCGGGCAUUCUGUACAUCGCCUUCAUGAAGAUGUUCCAUAUAGAUAGGCAAACAGCCUCCAUGCCAUUCAGUAUACAACAAGCUGCUAGGACAUUCUUUGGACCACUUGCUGGAAUCUUGGGUCAAAAGUAUGGAAUUCGAUGUGUCACAAUCAUCGGAGGAAUAAUCGGGACGAUAAGUGCCAUAUCCUGCUAUUUCGUCAUGGAUAUUACUUGGAUCACAGUUCUCUGGGGAUUAAUGUUUGGUAUUUGUACAGCGCUGACCACUACCCUAAACCAAGUACCCAUAGAUCAAUAUUUUGACAAGUACAAGACAACCGCAGGCGGAUUUGCGUUUUCUGGUGGAUGUGUGGCGGCUUUUAUUUUUCCUCUCAUACUCGAACACCUCAUCAGAUCAUACGGAAUGGCUCGAACUUUUCUCGUUUUGGGUGCUUUCAUAUUCCUCGUGAUUCCUGCCGCAUGCUUGCUCGUCGAACCACCCUGGAUCAAGAAGAAGAAAGCAAACACCGAAGAAGAAACACUGAUUAGCAAUCGCACCUCUUACAAUACAUUUUCCGAAUCGAAAGAGACAAUAGACUUUGACUAUUUAAAGAAAGAGAGUGAAAUAGUAUUCCACCUCUUCAUUCUGAUGAUGGAGGACUCGGAAUUUUUUUCCGGUUCCGUUUCGACCAUUUUGGGAAAUUUCACGAACUCCCUACCCUUAGUGAAAGAGUUGGAAGAUCUGCAAAAUUAUCUCCAAAAUAAGUCUCCCAAAUCGGAAACAACCAGUCGAUCGCAAGAGACCUACAAGACGUACGAGGACAAUCCUCGGUGGCAUUUCCUAGCCGAUAAACUGCAGCAGUUGUCUGAAAAAAACCACAAGGCAUUGCUUUUAUAUUUUCCAGAAACAUCACACGACGAAGUGGCGAAAGUGAUAGGAAUGUUGAAAACAUUGAAUAACGGUUUAUCGAAACCGAAAUUUCUCGAGGAACUGACGGAGUUUCGUCGACGAUUGCAGGAAGAAAAAAUGGCGAAACAAUCCAACUCUUUCAUUCAUCACAUAAAGACGGCUGUUAAACUCCACGCAAAUCCCAUCUUUUUGUUGAUUUGUUUGUCACGGGGCGUUUUCAUGCUGACCUUCAUUCCCCUGGUGACCAUCAUAGUGGACUUUGCCAUGGACCAAGGCUUGAAACAGAGUACUGGGAAAUAUCUUAUCCCGGUUUUAUCUUUAGGGGAUUUAUUGGGCAGAUUGUGCCUCGGAUGGAUUAAUGACAGCGGUCUUCUCAGCCUUCCGAAAUUCAUGCUCGCGGUGAUGCUUCUUCUGGCAUGCAGCACGGCCACUCUACCCCUCAUGCACUCCGAAGUAGGCAUCAUUCCGGCCAUCUUGAUUUUUGGUAUGCUGGAAGGAUCCCUCUUCAUUCGACACCAAAUCUUAGUUUCGAUGUAUAUGGAAGAACAAGAACAGGCCAUAGGAAUGGGAUUCAUUAAUUUCCUGUCUGGAUUCAUUGGAUUUGCUCUUCCAUUUUACAUAGGUUAUUUCAGAGAUGUGCGUGGAUCUUAUGACGGAAUGUUCUAUCUGAAUGGUGGUAUAUGUGCUUUCAUCGGAGCCUUGUGGAUUUUCGUUCCCUCCUCUUCUAGAAAAUAAUCAUCUAAUAAAUAUUUUAAAAGGUU